Messenger RNA from Linum tenue, 795 nucleotides. Lineage: Eukaryota; Viridiplantae; Streptophyta; Magnoliopsida; Malpighiales; Linaceae. The record is from the annotation of a GenBank genome assembly.
AUGUAUGUGGUUUGCCUACUUAGCAUGUUCAUGGCAAAACCAACAAGGCUUCACAUGGUAGCAGCAAAAAGGGUACUAAGGUACCUCAAAGGGACUCUCGGAUAUGGAAUAAGGUAUAAGGCUGGUGCACAGAAUGAUCGCUUACUUAGUUAUACAGAUAGCGAUUAUGCAGGGGACAUCAAUGACAGGAGAAGCACGAGUGGAUAUGUUUUUUUCUUGGCUGGUGGACCUGUGUCGUGGGCUUCCAAGAAGCAGCCUGUGAUGACUUUGUCAACCACAGAAGCAGAAUUUGUGGCUGCUGCUUACAGUGCUGCACAAUGCAUUUGGAUGAAAAGGAUACUAAAGGAGAUGGGAUGGCUGGAAACUACAGGAGGAGGGACAAGGAUUCUGUGCGAUAAUAGCUCUACGAUCAAACUAUCAAAGAAUCCAGUUCUACAUGGUCGUAGCAAACAUAUUGAUGUUCGUUUCCAUUUCCUUAGAGAUUUGGUCAAGGAAGAAGUCAUCAAACUGGAGCAUUAUGGCACAACUGAUCAGGUUGCUGAUAUCAUGACAAAGGCUGUAAAGAUAGAAACUUUUGAGAAGCUAAGGGGAGAGCUGGGAAUGUGUACUGUUGCUGAACUUCAGGGAGAAACAGAUGCUGCUGCAGGAAUGAGCAUUUCUUGCCUUAAACUCAACCUCAGGCGGUUUGAGUUUAGGGGAGGAUAUGUUGGGUCGAGAAUACAAGGUCAGAGUAUUUGGGCUGGGUCUCGUGUCUUGGGAGUUGGGUCAAUAAAGAGUCCAGUUAGUAGUCAGUAG